AUGGCGGGCUUCUUCACGUGGUUGUGGGACUGGCUAUUAUGGAUGUUCUGGGCGACCGAAAUGGACGUUACGAUAGUUGGUCUGCAAAACGCAGGCAAGACUAGUUUGGUCAGGGUUCUAGCAGGAAACGAAUUUGCUGUCGACUCGUUGCCCACGGUCGCUUUCAAUAAGAAGGAAGUGAAAAAGGGCCAUGUCUCUAUCAAAUGCUGGGACCUUGGAGGUCAGCCACGAUUUCGGUCAAUGUGGGAGAGGUAUUGUCGUGGGGUCAAUGCCAUUAUCUUUGUGGUCGACGCGGCCGACCGAGAUGCUGUCCCUGUUGCGAAGGAGGAACUGCACGCUCUCCUGGAGAGGCCGACUCUAGAAGGGAUUCCCCUUCUCGUCCUGGGUAACAAAUCGGAUCUGCCCAACAAAUUGUCCGUGGACGAACUCAUCGAUCAACUGGAUUUGAAGAGGAUUGUGCACCGAGAGAUCAGCUGUUACGGGGUCAGCGCCAAAGAAGAGACCAACCUGGAGGCCGUUCUACAGUGGCUUGUGGCGCGAGCAGGGAAAUAA
Exophiala dermatitidis NIH/UT8656 is the source of this 552-nucleotide messenger RNA. RefSeq names its product arf/Sar family, other. The coding region runs from base 1 to 552 and encodes 183 amino acids. The transcript is spliced from 2 exons. Gene Ontology annotation, biological process: protein transport. Gene Ontology annotation, molecular function: GTP binding; GTPase activity. NCBI's taxonomy places the organism in Eukaryota, Fungi, Ascomycota, Eurotiomycetes, Chaetothyriales, Herpotrichiellaceae. The record is from RefSeq and is a predicted model, not a curated record. Gene Ontology annotation, cellular component: lysosomal membrane.